Molecule: messenger RNA, 417 nt
Organism: Ostreococcus tauri
Lineage: Eukaryota; Viridiplantae; Chlorophyta; Mamiellophyceae; Mamiellales; Bathycoccaceae
Product: unnamed product
Exons: 1
Coding region: 1-417 (138 amino acids)
Source: RefSeq, a predicted model, not a curated record
AUGAAAACGCGCGUGACGUGUUACUUUGAACCGCCGAAUCCGGAGGGUGCGGUGAUAAAAUCCAAGCUCGGCCCGUUCACCGUGUACUACGUCGACUGCGACGUGGACGAGCGCGAUUCCAAGGCGGAGGUGAAGAAAUCGAUCGCGCUCGCGACUGGACUGGCGUUCAAAGCGAUCAAGAUCCGUCUCGGUGGGUUUAAUGAGAUUUUGGCGUUCGACGCGAACAAUGAGUUCCUGCGAGUGGGCUCUUGCGGGUCCACGGAGGCGACGUACGACAAGGCCCUGCUCCGAGCGCACGAGCUCAACAAUCUGGGAGCAGGGAGCGCGUUCGAUUUACCAGAUUUCGAUCGGAAGAAGUACGACGGGCGGUACGACUGGGUACAGAUCGAUCCGGAGAAGACGCCGAGAGCUCGAUAA